CGGACAAUCCAGCAUUAAAUAUCCCACCAUUGACCGUUCCGAUUCCUAGGGAGCUACCCUUAAAUGAUGGAUGGUGUAAGCGUACUGAGGUGGUAGCGGUCUCUUCACUUUUUCGCGAUUACCAAUCUUUGAUAGCUAGCGAUCAGGCCGAGCACCCUAGCAAAUUUGGAAAAUUAGUAGUAUCCUUAACUAGUGCCUUACAAUUUCUAUCUAACUUUUCAUCCCAUCAGAUCGUCUUAGAGGCUUGA
Acaulospora colombiana is the source of this 248-nucleotide messenger RNA. The record is from the annotation of a GenBank genome assembly. NCBI's taxonomy places the organism in Eukaryota, Fungi, Glomeromycota, Glomeromycetes, Diversisporales, Acaulosporaceae.